CAACAACAAAAACAAUAGCUUUCUCUUCCUCCUUUUCUUCUCAUCUUGCCCAUCUUCAGGUCUCCAUAUAUAUCAUAAGCAUACAGAGCACAGAGGCACAACAAACAGAAGAAAGAGCCUCCACGGCCAUGUCUCCCUCUUCUUCUGCUAUCAUUUCUCUGCUUCUGUGCUAUUUCUGCCUCUUCUAUCUUCUUCAGAGCUCUGAAUCAUCUUCAAUUACCGAUUAUUAUUCUUCAGAGGAUGAUCAGCCUUACAGAACUGCUUACCACUUCCAACCUCCCAGGAAUUGGAUGAAUGAUCCUAACGGACCAAUGAUCUAUGAAGGCCUGUACCAUUUAUUCUACCAGUACAAUCCCAAGGGAGCAGUAUGGGCCAGCGACAUCGUGUGGGCCCACUCCACAUCGAAGGACCUCAUCAACUGGAUCCCUCGCGAGCCCGUUCUAUACCCAUCACAGCAUUACGAUAUAAAUGGUUGCUGGUCAGGCUCGGCCACAAUCCUUCCGGGAGGUAAACCCGCAGUCCUCUACACUGGGAUAAACGCCGAGAACCAACAAGUUCAAAACAUAGCAUUCCCUAAGAAUUUAUCCGAUCCCUACCUUGAAGAGUGGGUGAAAUCCCCACUAAAUCCUGUGAUCGACCCAAAUGGCUCGAACAUGACCGAUGCAAGCUCCUUUGACAGCCCAACCAUAGAUUACUACACCAAUGAUCACCAAGACAAAAACAUAGCAUUCCCGAUGAAUAAUUUACCCGAGCCAAACCUCAUUGAAAUGGUUCAAUCCACGUCAGACCCGGACAUGAUCGAUGCAAGCAACUUCAGGGACCCAAGCACGGGUUGGCUAGGCCCAGAUGGGAGAUGGAGGGUAAUUAUCGGAAGCAAGAGAGGCAAAAGAGGAAUAGCAAUCUUGUACUGGAGCAAGGACUUCAUUCACUGGGUAAAGGCUAAGCAGCCUCUUCACUCCGCCGAGGACACCGGGAUGUGGGAGUGCCCCGACUUUUUCCCUGUUUCCACUAUUGCCCCUGUGGGCCUCAACACGUCAGUCGAUGGCCCAAACGUGAAGCACGUGCUCAAGGUAAGCUUGUUCGACAAUUCCAAGGAGUACUACACAACCGGGACGUAUGACUAUGCUAAGGAUGUCUAUGUCCCCAACAAGGGCUCGAUCGACGAUAUUUUCGGCCUCAGGUUUGAUUACGGGAAGUUCUACGCUUCCAAAACUUUUUUCGACAGUGCUAAGAACAGAAGGGUUCUUUGGGGCUGGAUUAAUGAGUCGUCAAGUGCGGAUGAUGAUAUCAAAAAAGGAUGGUCAGGGAUUCAGGCUGCUCCAAGAGCUAUUUGGUUAGACAAGUCCGGGAAACAUUUAGUGCAGUGGCCAAUAACGGAAUUGGAGACUCUCCGCACAGGUCACGUUGACAUGCCAAGCAAGCUGCUUGAUGGAGGAUCUACGGUUGAAGUGCUGGGUCUCACGGCUUCACAGGCGGAUGUGGAGAUGUCAUUUAAAGUGACCAACCUUGAGAAGGCAGAGAAGUUUGACCCAAGUUGGACCAAUGCAGAGGACCUUUGUGCCCGAAAGGUUGCAACCGUCAAAGGUGAGAUUGGACCAUUUGGGAUAAUGGCCUUAGCCUCCAAGGGAUUGGAAGAGUACACAGCCAUCUUCUUUAGGAUCUUUAAGGCCAACAACAACAAAUAUGUGGUGCUCAUGUGCAGUGACCAGAGCAGGUCGUCGCUCGAUGAUAGCACAGACAAGGCUAACUAUGGAGUCUUCUUGGAUGUCGACCCCACCAAGGAGAAGUUGUCGCUGAGGACCCUGAUAGACCACUCCAUAGUGGAGAGCUUUGGUGGGGAAGGGAAGGGAUGCAUCACAGCUAGAGUUUACCCCACAAUGGCAAUUGGUGAUGGUGCCCACCUCCAUGUUUUCAACAAUGCAGCCGAAGCCGUUCGGAUCUCAAGUUUCAGUGGCUGGAGCAUGAACAAGGCCCAGAUCAAUUGAUUAUUUACGUGAAGGUUGGGGAAGGAUGAUGAUUUUUCUAGGGCUACUGUUCCACUUUCAUUUAUUUCUCGGGAAAUAUGAGAUAUUGUUUACUUAAAAGCUUGCAGUGAAUCAAUCUCCCUUUCCUUGUUUUUUCUUCUUCAUCUCUGAAUUAACUUUUCCAAAUAAUAAGGUGAUAGAGGACAUGCUUAUGAA
Molecule: messenger RNA, 2180 nt
Organism: Punica granatum (pomegranate)
Lineage: Eukaryota; Viridiplantae; Streptophyta; Magnoliopsida; Myrtales; Lythraceae
Source: RefSeq, a predicted model, not a curated record